Messenger RNA from Symbiodinium necroappetens, 2757 nucleotides. The record is from the annotation of a GenBank genome assembly. NCBI's taxonomy places the organism in Eukaryota, Dinophyceae, Suessiales, Symbiodiniaceae.
AUGGCUGCCCCUCUGAUUUCUUUGCAACGAGCUGUUGGGGCAGGCCUUUUUCGAUCGGAGUCGUCUUUGACCCUCCCAUUGGCACAACAAUUUGCCCUUUCCCUGAUCGCGGAGAGCAAGGAUAUCCCAGGAUUUGCCAGAAGCCCAGCACCUCCUCCAGACAAAAGCGGCCUCUUCCUAUAUCCUUCGAGCAUGGCAGGUCCCUGGUGGCACGGUGCUGGUCAGAGCGCUUUGUCUCUGCUUCCUCCUCUGUGGAGCUUCGUUGUGUGGCAGGAAAGUGGAGGAAUGAAGCAGGGAGCCUUGGCCUGGCAAACUUUGCUUGCAGCCUGGACUUCUUCAGUGGUGUCCAAGCAGUACCGGGACCUACUAGCCAAGAAUAAGCAGGAGCUCUUCUUUGGAAGCCGCUGGCACCUGCAACUCUUGCUCGGUGAGCUUGGGGGGGAGAUCUACAAGCUGCCGGGUUGCUCCAGGCUGGUUGCGCGGUUUGCAAGCGGAGCCGAUUACCAGCGACAGUUCCGACAAGUCUGCGUUGCUUUCCAAUUUGGUUUCAACCUGUGUGUCACGGCAAGGUCUAACACUUUGACUUUUGAGGAGUGCCAGCCAAGCAGUCAGCAGCUCCUGAGCGGUCAGGACUUGGGCUUGUUAUUCUUGCAAGACUACAAACAGCGGACCAACUCAGAGGCAUCUUAUGACAGCGUGGUCGACACGUCUCAGGAUCUCGGAGUUGAUGAAUUCACGAAGCACAGUCUGAACGUGGCUUGUGAAACGAAUCAGGCGGUCCGAAAGUUAAGCUUUGGCGUCGGCGGCGUGGGCGCAGGAGACUCAGGAUUGAGCGGCUCCUGCACAUCCACCGUCUUGAGGGGAACACGGAGGGACAGAGGUGUGACCCUGCCAUUCAGCUUCCGGAACGAGGGCGCGGAUCGGUUUUUCCGGACCAGAGACGGUCACAGCAAUGAGGGUUUCAAGAUGUAUUUGGACGACAAUUUCGACAACGAAGUGCACUGGGAGAGCUGGAUACGGUUUCCACUACUGUCUCGAGCUAUCCCUGAGGAAGCUGGACCAGUGAAGGGUAUAUGUCGCCUCAACACAGAGACUGGCACCGACGCUCGCUCGUUCGAAUGCUCAGAUGGGAUUCGACGAAUUUGCUUUUAUGGGAGGACUCUGGCUAAGAGUAUCAUUGCAUGCACUCGGGCCAUAUGGCUCGGAUCUGUCAACAGCAACAGCUUUCGCCUGGAGGCUAUUGAGAUAAAUCUUGACCGCGGCAUCCAGCAAACCUACCUGGCACCAAAUUUCAAGCCGACCACAAGCAACCAAUUCUUCUGGCGUGCUGACAACCUUGGUGGUCUGGAUAGCCUGCAGCUUACAUGUGGAGUCGGUGAGGUGAUCACCAGCUUCAGCAAGGUCUUGGGCCUGGGUGCCUGUGUGGAGAAGACUUCUCUGGAACAAGUUGAGAUUGACUCCAAGGAGCGCGGUCUUGUGGAAAUCGAUUGUGCGGAGGGUCACGUCAUCAAGAAAUUGGAAACAGAGGUCAAUUAUGUAACCGAAAGCUUUCGACUGAAAGCUACUUGCUGUUUUGUGGCUUCCAUGCCGUUUACCCUGCGCCCGUAUCAGCAAUUCGACACGGCUGAUGUAGAUGAGCUCUCAGGCAUCUUCUGUCCCAAGCCAGAAGGUCUGGACGACUCCGGCCGUCCUGAGUUAUCACAACAACUCAGCUUCAAGUUUCCUAGCAAUGUGCCGCAGGCAGAGUUGCAGUAUGACAAAGCCCUUGGCAAGUGGAGCCUGAAGGACCGGCCUUCACCAGUCUGUGCUUCUACUGACCCAGCUGUGGAAAGCGAUGUGGUCCAUCCGUUAAACUUGGCCCUGGGGAGAUUCUACGUUGUGCCCAUGACAAAUUUCGAUGGGGUUUUUGAAACCCCCGUUGGAGUGGCAAGGGACGCGGCAACACCUCAGCCACCGCCCAAGCCGACCCUCAUUACCUUCAGCGCGACAUCCCCGGACUUUGCCGCAGAGUGCCAGGAUGAGAACACUCCAGGCACACGAACGUUUGACCGCAAGCGAAUGAACCAGAAGGCUCAGGAGCUCUUGAGCGCAGAUAGCGAGCACCCAUGCGGCUACAUCUUCAGCGAGCCAAGGACAUCGAGGGAAGUCGCUGCCCCGGGCCUUUCCUGGUGGCCUCAGUCAGAUGUCUCUCCGUAUGCGGGGAUUGGCUUCAGAGCAGCCUCUGGUGGCUUUGACGGUGGUGAUGAAACUGGAAGCGGUGUCACCUACAGAACUGUUAAGGAGUGCUCGGACAGAGUGAAAUCGCGCCAAAUAGACAAUAGCGCUGACAAGUUUCCAAUAACAACCGGGCUACUCAUUCUUGACAAGCUAAAGGACGACAAGCAGGCAACAGCAGAAGCGGUAGUGAAACUCUCCGCAGGCCUAGGUGCCGAGACAGAAUGGAGUCCAGGAUUGACACUCAAUUCCUUUUCCAGGGUGGUUGCGAACGCCGGAAAGGCAGUGCUCACAACGUAUGCGAAAGCCUUGGAGAGGGACUUCAACAAGGCCAAUGCAAACGAUUGUGAUCCUUUACAGCACGGCCUCGCUCGGAUCUUUUGUGACUUGUAUUGUAUCCGCGACUUUGUGAAGAAGGGCGAUGCUGCGAUCCUCCAGAACCUGCAGUCCGCCACCGACACGCUGAACCAAAAUUUGCAGGAACUCUUCUCUUUCUAUGCAGGUGCCGGCCUUAGAUUGUGCUUCGCCGGUGCAAAGACUUGA